ACGCUGCAUUCGUAAAAGCGAACCCGUAGAAUAAACCCCUACAAUACCAUCCGUAAGAUUAUUGUUAUUGAUGCAGUGAGCUAAGUCGUGCGUACGACUUAUCUUAAAAAUAUAUAUUAAUAAUAAUUAUUUAUUUCUCGAUUCGCGAUCAAAUAAUAUAUCUACCACGUCACACAAGUGUUUCAAGUGUUUGCAUAGGAAUUUUACGGUCAAAAUGAAAACGUUGACUACGUCUAAAAUGUGUAUGUUGUACUGCGCGUUAUUCGUAUGCAGUUUCGCUUCGGCUGUCAGAACCGCCAAUACGAGUAAUACGACUGUUGAUACUGAUACUAAAAAUAAUAAAAAUAAGACCGUUUUAGAUUCAAAUGAGGAUUCGAUAGAAAAACAUGAAGAUUGGACUAUAACACAUCCGCCAAAACCGGAAAAAACUUCCAUUGAGAUUUUGAAAUACAGUUCGACAACGACUCCGGGUACUCCGUCUGUUACGGAUUUGAAUGAAUUCACUACGGAGGUUUUAUCAAAUUCAACAAGUCAGCCAAAAUCAGAUAAUAGUAAUAAUCCAUCAGUUACGGCUUUGCCGACGAACGUCGUCACUUGGUCAAAACCUAAAGAACGCGUAACUACGCCUGUACCCACAACGACGGAGAGUAGAAAAAAGGGGUCGUCGAAAACGAAAAAGACAAAGUGGGGACAUCCUUCUCUCAGCCGCAUUACACAUAUUUUGCUAUCCCAUAAAUCUCGUUUACAAACUAUGGAAGAAGAAUCUAAGGAACAACUUAAGAGUCCUAAGUAUAAACGCGCCAAAGAUAUUUGCAUAUAUCCCGAUGUCAGAAAAUAUUUAAUACGCUGCCAAAAUAAAGCAAAGGCAACCCGGAAGACCAGAAUUCAGGAGCAAUAUGAAAAUAAACAACAGACAAAGGUAAAGACUUCGGCCGAAAUUGAAUUAGAAAAAAUAGAAAAAUGGAAACGUGACCAGGAAAUAUUGGAUAUGGAUUCCAAAAGAUUUGAAAGCAUUUUAGAUAUUUUUGACCAAUACCAUUAAGAGUUGGUCCUGUAAGUCCGAGAAUGCAGCACAUAAAACACCACAGGAUUGUUGUGUUCUUUCAAAUAAUCUAUUAAGACAAAAAUAUCUUAACAAUAUUUAAUAUAAAAAUACAGUAGGUAAACGUGUCCUGUACUAUUUGCUGUAGGCCUGUAUAUCUACUUAUAUUAUAUACUUCGUUUAUUGAAAUACACCAUUUUAAACGUCCCAUAAUUGUAUCUAUAUAUAUACUGUUCAGUGUUUUCUUACAACUCUUGAGGAUGGUAUGAAAUGAAAAGAAUAAUAUGAAAUUAUAAUUUUUAUAUUUAUAUUAGCUAUAGUUUACAUUCUAUAUGACAUUUUAUA
Molecule: messenger RNA, 1387 nt
Organism: Rhopalosiphum maidis (corn leaf aphid)
Lineage: Eukaryota; Metazoa; Arthropoda; Insecta; Hemiptera; Aphididae
Exons: 6
Coding region: 215-1042 (275 amino acids)
Source: RefSeq, a predicted model, not a curated record